CACUAACACUCAUCUCUCGAGCUCAGGCUAAAUCUUGGUAGGUUUGCACAAGAAGGUCUUAAUGUUCGCAUAUAUAACGUUGACGAUUGCAGGAAAAUACCUCUCACAUUAAUCCCUCCUUAAGGCUUAAGCGUGUAUAUCCCUGCAAAUCGUAGGAUCGCGAUGUCUACCAGAAAAAGAUCAAAACGGGAUCGUGCUUCUUCAAAAGCAACCUCGCAAGCCAAAGAGACAUAUCUGCCAGGCUCUUUGUCUGAAGGCUCUGACCAUGUCAACCAGUCAGACUUGCCGCCUUCAAGACCACGCAAGGAGAUAUUAACGCCUGUGUCCCCACCUGGACAUAGGGCGCCUUUGCGUUACUUCAUAUACACCUUGGUGACGACAGCCCUUCUCUUCACGGUGUGGUAUACGUACACCACAGCUAUGGAGCUCAGGCAGUGGAAAGAGGAAGUCGGGUGGUGGGGAAUGUUCGUUGGGCGAUUUGGGAGGCAACAUGAUGGAUUGUAUAGCAACCAGUGGAGAGGUCAGGAGGUGACGGGAGAACUUGAAGGGCAUCUCAGUCAGCUUGCAUUCGCGCUCGGAAUCCCCGCAACAGACUUAGCUUCGGCUGUCAAACCACUUGUGCCACCUGCGACACUGUCUAGUCUUGCGCCUCAGGCUACCAGUGAGGCGAUGAAGGUUCUUGUGGAAGACUUGCGUUAGAAAAAGUCCCCUGAUGGUGUUGAAAGCACUGCUGAAGGGCUUGUGACUCAAAUUCCACUUGUACAUCGAGGACAAUCUGUAAUUUCGAGGAUCAAUGCUAGUUCUUACCGCAUCGUAGGAAUUAUAAAUAAUAUCAGACUGUAUAUAAGUCUGCUCUGUGUUGGCUCUGGGCACAAUUACUGCAAG
This is a messenger RNA of Suillus bovinus, 885 nucleotides long. RefSeq lists its product as uncharacterized. Lineage: Eukaryota; Fungi; Basidiomycota; Agaricomycetes; Boletales; Suillaceae. The record is from RefSeq and is a predicted model, not a curated record. The coding region runs from base 163 to 699 and encodes 178 amino acids. The transcript has a single exon.